CGCAACAAGCAGAGUGUGUUUCCGUUCCGCCUCACAGACAUGGCUGCUUUAAGUAAGAUACCACACAGCUGCUACGAGGUCGGUCAUACCUGGCACCCAUCGUGUGUGCAGUCUGCCGCAGACAUCACUAAAGGGGCUCUGGAGGUGUCCUUCAAAAUUUACGCCCCUCUUUACCUGAUAGCAGCAAUUCUACGGAGAAAGAAGAAGGAUUAUUAUUUAAAGAGACUUCUCCCUGAGAUCCUGUGGUCUACCUCUUUCCUAACUACCAAUGGAAGUCUCUUCAUUGUUUUCUUCUGCAUUCUCAGGAAAUUGCUUGGAGCGUUUUACCCAUGGUCCUCGGGGUUUGGGGCAGCUUUGCCGGCCUCCUACAUCGCCAUCCUUCUGGAGCGGAAGAGCAGGAGAGGUCUGCUGACAAUAUACAUGGCAAAUCUUGCUAGUGAGACUUUGUUCCGCAUGGCAGUGACACGAGGCAUCGUCAAGCCCAUUAGACAUGGAGAGGUGCUCUUGUUCUGCAUAACUGCAUCAAUCUUCAUGUUUCUCUUCAGAAGCAACGACGGUCUUAAAGGCUUUGCAUUUUCUGCACUAAAAUUCAUUAUUGGGAAAGAAGAGAUUCCAACUCACCUUAACAUCCCAGACUCUGUUGGCACACAGCCCCCUGAAAGGCCAGAUGCCAUAGAGACCGAACAAUCACAGGUCUCAGCAGAAAAAACCGACCACAAGAGGAAAACUCUGAUCGCCUACACCAGGAAGCUGCUGGAAUCAAUAUGCAAACAUGGUCCAAGACACAGAUGUUGUAAACAUUACCAGGAUAACUGCAUUUCCUACUGUGUUAAAGGUUUUGUCAGGAUGUUCAGUAUUGGCUAUCUUAUCCAGUGUUGUCUCAAAGUGCCCUCAGCAUUCAGGCAGAUGUUCUCCAAACCAUCUCGGCUGCCUUCUGUCUUCUACAACAAGGAUAACUUCCAGCUGGGGGCCUUUCUAGGCUCUUUUGUCAGUAUUUAUAAGGGAACGAGCUGCUUGUUGCGCUGGCUGCGUAACAUUGAUGAUGAACUUCAUGCACUGAUAGCUGGCUUCCUGGCUGGUGUCUCGAUGUUCUUCUACAAAAGCACAAGUAUAACCAUGUACCUCUUCUCUAAGUUGGUGGAGACCAUGUACUUCAAAGGCAUUGAAGCAGGCCGGUUCCCUUACUUUCCACACGCAGAUACGAUUAUUUAUGCCAUCUCCACUGCUAUCUGUUUCCAUGCUGCAGUAAUGGAAGUGCAGAACCUCAGACCUUCAUACUGGAAGUUCCUGCUGCGUUUAACAAAGGGCAGAUUUGCUCUGAUGAAUCGAGAGCUGCUCGACGUGUUUGGGACAGAGGCGUCCAGGAAUUUUAAAGGGUCUGUGCCCAUGUUGGACCCUAGCUACUCCACCGUAAUCAGCCGGACUGUGCUUCCACCUGGAGGAGACGCUAAGCUUGGGUGACUUGAGGCAAAAGUCUUGAGAUAAGACAGAAAAAGACAAGAGAAAGUGGCCCGUCAGAGUUACCUAGGGCUUUGUAAAGGUGACAUAUCUGAGAAGAAGAAAUAUUGUAGCGAUUCAAAAUCUGAAGAUUGGGUCCAAGCAGGAUGUUGUGACUUUCAUUUGUGAACCAGCACAAGUAAGCAUACUGACAGUGAUCGAACACUUACAGGUAGCUGGGAAAAAUAAAUACAGAUCCAUAAUUAGUUUCAAACCAUAUCAUUUAGUUUUAAAAAAUUCUAGUGUAAUUAAACUGAGCAGAGCAGAAAUCUCACGAAGAAGCCCUUUUCUUUUCUGAGUUGAAGUCCAGCCUGACAUUAGAUAACCUUCAAACCUACUGACAAUCAGUCUUCAGUUAAUAAAUUGUUAUAAAUUCAUUGGUUGUUCUGCUUUGGCAAAAAGACUGAAUAUUAAAGGCAGCCAUUUUUGAAAAAUAUAUGUUAAAAAUAGUUUUAUAGGUAUUAAAAGAAAUCUAGUAAAAAGUCUGUUAAACUAAUCUUUGCAUCACAUUUAAAUGUAACAAGAUUAUAAACAAAUACUUUAAAUCACCAGAGAUGUCCUCUUACUAUGUUUUGAAGGUUUCAGAAAAUCCAAUAGUCUUUUCUGGUUCAAGUUAAAAUAAAGGUGAAAUUUAUUUCCAGCCUACUGAACAAGGAAAUGACCAAAUCUAUAGUUUUGUUUGACAGGAAAUACAAUUUAUGCUAAAAUUUAAACUAGAGUGAUGUAAAUAAUCUCAGUUUCAUUAUGGCCUCCAACGUUCAACUCGUUAUUCAGGAGGACUUAUGAUAUUAGCAGUUUUAGUUUGCUACAUAUAAAACACACUCAUUCAUUUUUCAGUCAUAUCUUUCAGUUUUAAGUCACCAUUGUGUUAUUUGUGACUGCAUUGUUUCAUUGGUUUUGUUCAGAUAAGGGAUGGAAAGCAAAGACUGUGAAUAAAAUAUGGAGAAAGUAACUUCUUUGUUAGGUACUGGUGUGAAUGUGUGAGUAUGUUGAGCUGAAAGUUUUUUUAUUUUUUUUUAAUUCCUCUUUAUUUUCAUAAAAAUAUGUUCUGAGCCAAAAGGUGCAUCAGUUAGCAUGUUUUAUCUUCCUGGACCAGAUAUUUUCAGUUUUUAGACAAGAUAGAGUAAUGGAAGAUGAUGUGUGAACAGGUAAUAUAAUUCCUUUCAUUCCAGCCAAAAAUAAUGAAUCUAUUUCUUCAUAAUUAGUUUAAAAAAAAGAUCACAGGCACAUUAAUUAAAUAACUCCAUGUUAGCCAGUCAUAAGAAAUUGAUAUUUUUUCAGUUUAUAAGAAUGUUUUUGAAUGCGGUUUAGUGUCACCAGAACGUUUGAGAUAUUUCAUCUAGAGUACGAAUACACCCAGUUUCCCUCAAGAGUAUGAUAUAAUUUUUUUUUUUUUCAGUCAACGUUUGUUUCCUGUAAAGUGGAUCACAUUUACACAUGCCUGAGAUAAAAACAAAAACCUUUAGAUGUUAUCAAAAAAAAAUUUCACGAUAGAAACGCAAACAAUGACAUUAAUUCUAGCCAAGAAAGGAAUAAUAACGCUGCCUGUGAUUAUUGUACUUAUUGAGUGGAAUUUGUUUGUUUUUCUCAACAAAAUUUAACUGGUAAUUAAUACUUAAAAUGUUUAGAACUGUACCUCUGGAAGUCUGUCUUUAAACCAGUUUGUCCUAUUUAUUGAAAUACUUAGUGACCCUGCAGUCAAAUGAGAUUAUUCUACCAUACUUUUGCAGCAUAGAAAUGGUAGGAGGUGGGUUUUAUGUAUAUUGUAAGGAGUGUCUGAAUUUUACUGAUCACCUGCCUACAAUUGUGCAGUUUUUCAUAGUUAAAGGGUCGAUGUUGGAUUAGACUUAGAUAUAAUUCAUAUUUCAAAUUGUGAUGAAAGACAUUUUCAGAAUGUUAUUUGUUACUGGCAUAUUAAUUUUUGCAUAAAUCCAAUGCUGAAUCUAUUGUCUUUAAUGUAGAUUUUUGUUCAAGCUACCUUCACUGAACUGAAUGCCACACACAAGAAUUUGGAAAAAUGGAAAAAAUAUCACAGUGCACAAUACGUUUUUCUUCAGCGACACAGAUGCUGAAAUGAUUUUGUUCCUGGAAGAGUGAAAAACAAGCUCACUUUAAAGGUGACUGUCAUCAUAAAACUUAGAAACAUUUGUGCUUUUUAAAAUUUUCUUUCAAUGAAGGGUUAUAUAGACAAUAUAGUUUGUGAAAUCUUGCACAGCUAUUUAUGAAAGUUAUUUGAAAUGCCAGUUUGUCUAUGUUAAAUUAUGCAAUCACUUGAAUGCAGCUCAGCUUGAGAUGCACCUGACCUCUAAUAUGACAAGUGCUUAGGAAGUAUAUAUAUAUAUAUAUAUAUAUAUAUAUAU
Molecule: messenger RNA, 3857 nt
Organism: Xiphophorus maculatus (southern platyfish)
Lineage: Eukaryota; Metazoa; Chordata; Actinopteri; Cyprinodontiformes; Poeciliidae
Gene: tmem135
Product: transmembrane protein 135
Exons: 15
Coding region: 40-1461 (473 amino acids)
Source: RefSeq, a predicted model, not a curated record